Messenger RNA from Meleagris gallopavo (turkey), 1618 nucleotides. NCBI's taxonomy places the organism in Eukaryota, Metazoa, Chordata, Aves, Galliformes, Phasianidae. The record is from RefSeq and is a predicted model, not a curated record.
CGUUUGGAAUUGAAAGAAGCUAAGCGUGACGCUGGGUGUCCCUCGGGGGAUCGGCGCCGGCGCAGCAGAUGCGUUUUGGGGCGGUUGGCGCCGCUGCUGUCCGGCGUUGCUGCGCUCCGCUCGGGCAGCGUUUGGAGGCGUGGGAGCGUCGUGUGCUGUGCAGGGAGAGCCGACUUACAGAGAAUUGGAGUUCGAAGGGACUUUUAAAAGCCGUCUGAUCCAUCUGCCUGCAAUGAACAGGGACACGCACAGCUCCAUCAGGAAACACCUGCACGAGUCUCCCACCACCUGGUCUUGGCUGCAGGGGAGGUCGGUGGCUCUGAGGGCUGGCAGCGGCACUGGAGUCACAGCAUGUCUAAAGAGCUGCAGGAGCUGCAGAAGCAAUGGCACUUCAUCAUGCAGUCCAUCCACAGCAACUCAAACGUCGUUGCAUUUAUGAACUCCCGCCUUGGCCUGUAUUUGGAUGACCAUCCUUUCGUUGCCUUAUCGCUCCUGAUGUUCAUUGCAGUGUCUACUAUUCCUGUGGCAUUUUUCCUCAUCUUUGUUGUUACAACAGUCAUAAUGGCUUGUGUUGGUGUGAUAGUCAUGGAAGGUGUUGUGAUAUCCAUCGGGGGCAUAGCCCUCCUCUGUGUGCUUUGUGGCCUGGGUGCGCUUUCACUGGGAGUUUCUGGAGUGCUGAGUGUUUGUUACAUCGUUCUUUCAGCUCUGGUCAACUACUGGUGUACCUCAAGGAGCCAGGCGAGGAAGCAAGAAGUUAAUGGAAGUUCGCCACAGAAGAGUCUGUCUGUCAUGGACUUCUCUGACAACAAACGAAAGAACAAAUAAGUGGGAUUCUGCCCGUCUCCUUCAUACACUCCGCUGUGCAGGUCUGUCCUUUGCAAUGUAAUCGUUUACUUCUUGAGCAUCCAACCUCAGCGCUCUUCAUAUGGGAGCUGAAAGAGCUGGCGUGCGUCGUGUUGUCACUGUAACACCAGUGGUGGGAGCACCCACUGAGCAGCGCGUUGUGACACUGCGUGAACGAGGGAAUGUUCUGCAGAGUUUGGUAGAGGGAUGCAGCAGUGACAGCAGAGUUGGUGGCAGUUGAGUGAGAGAAGGGGUAGGCAGUGUUUGCCUUUGUUACUGGAGUUCUGGAUGUACUGUUGUUUGCAGUGUGUACGCAGCAGUUUGGCCGUUUUAUACGUAAGUGUUAAAGCCCAGAACAUCAGAAGUGUUUUUGAAAGGUGAAAAAGUAAUUUCUGAGUGCUAACAGCACAUGUUAAAAUACUGUGAGUAUACCACACUAAUGCUGUAUGUUGUGAGAGGAAAGCAGGUUUCAUUAUGCCUUAAUUGUGGUAUAAGCUUUUACACACCUUGGCUGCAGCCAAAGACAGCACUGUCCUCCAGGUGUUCUUCAGUGUUAGCUGAAGGGAUGUUUUCCUGCACUCGCUGCCACCUCCCAGCAGCAGUAUGCAGUCUGCCCUUCUGUUCUGUCCCCUGCUCUGGGUGCUUAAGUGGCCUGUUUUGCUUCUUGGUUGUAACCUCUCACUUUGUUUAAACAUUUUCCGUUUCUGAAAAUGCUGCCAUAUUUCUAAGCAUUAUCUAACUGUAUAAAUUUAAUAAAGUGCUGUUUGUUUAACGA